Molecule: messenger RNA, 2344 nt
Organism: Trichosurus vulpecula (common brushtail)
Lineage: Eukaryota; Metazoa; Chordata; Mammalia; Diprotodontia; Phalangeridae
Gene: MLST8
Product: MTOR associated protein, LST8 homolog
Exons: 9
Coding region: 200-1180 (326 amino acids)
Biological process (GO): TOR signaling; regulation of actin cytoskeleton organization
Cellular component (GO): TORC2 complex; TORC1 complex
Molecular function (GO): protein binding
Source: RefSeq, a predicted model, not a curated record
GAUUCGUUCCGACUCUUACAGCCGUCCUGAGCCCUGGUGGAGUGGGGAUCCUUGUGUGAGUGAGAUGAGGAAGCCUCCGAGGCUCCAGUCAGUUAAGUAACUCACCUUGAGGCACGCUUAGGAAUCUGCAGAGUGAGCCAUCUCACGUCAGCUCCAGGGCCCUCUCCUGUGGGCGGUCACCUUCCACAAACCUCUAAUCAUGAACACCUCCCAGGGCACUGUGGGCAGUGACCCCGUCAUCCUCGCCACAGCCGGCUAUGACCACACCGUACGCUUCUGGCAGGCACACAGUGGGAUAUGUACCCGCACAGUGCAGCACCAAGACUCACAAGUGAAUGCCCUGGAGAUCACCCCAGACAGAAGCAUGAUUGCGGCCGCAGGUUACCAGCACAUCCGGAUGUAUGAUCUCAAUUCCAAUAACCCCAACCCUGUUAUCAACUAUGAUGGAGUGAGCAAGAAUAUCACCUCUGUGGGCUUCCAUGAGGAUGGCCGCUGGAUGUACACAGGAGGAGAGGACAGCAUGGCCAGGAUCUGGGACCUCAGGUCACGGAAUCUCCAGUGCCAGCGAAUUUUCCAAGUGAAUGCGCCCAUUAACUGUGUGUGUCUGCACCCCAACCAGGCUGAACUGAUUGUGGGUGACCAAAGCGGCGCUAUCCACAUCUGGGACCUGAAAACUGACCACAACGAGCAGCUGAUUCCUGAGCCUGAGGUCUCCGUGAACUCAGUUCACAUUGACCCUGAUGCCAGUUACAUGGCAGCUGUCAACAGUACAGGAAACUGUUAUGUUUGGAACUUGACUGGAGGCAUUGGAGAAGAAGUGACUCAGCUGAUUCCCAAAACCAAAAUUCCAGCUCAUACAAGAUACGCCCUGCAGUGUCGGUUCAGCCCAGACUCAACGCUCUUGGCCACCUGCUCAGCAGACCAAACAUGCAAAAUCUGGAGGACCUCCAAUUUCUCUUUGAUGACCGAGCUAAGCAUCAAGAGCAACAAUCCUGGGGAGACUUCGAGAGGCUGGAUGUGGGACUGCGCCUUUUCUGGAGACUCUCAGUACAUUGUAACAGCCUCCUCCGACAAUUUAGCACGGCUGUGGUGCGUGGAUACAGGAGAGAUCAAGAGAGAGUAUGGUGGACACCAGAAGGCUGUAGUCUGCCUGGCAUUCAAUGACAGUGUCCUGGGCUAGCCUGAAAGCCUCCUUUCUGCCCUUGGGCCUUCAGGGAACAAGAGCUGCUCAAGACUGCAGUGCUAGGCAAAGAUAUUGGGCUUUUCUGACCUUGGAAAGUCUCAGCUUCAGCUCAGAGCAGAAUACUGUCUCUAUCCCUUCUUGGUCUGAGGGCACUGGAGAACAGUUCACAGGAGUGGAACUGGGGGAAGAGAAAAGGGACCUUGGGACUGAGCCUCCCACUGGCUAGUUGUAGGGCAGUUUAGGGCUAUUGGGUUCCACCAGGGGGCUUCCUGCAUGGCCAGGACAUUCCCUUUAUAUGUGUAUGUACAUAUAUACAAAGAUAUCUCUUAGGCAGAGAAGAGUUGGACAUUAAAAAGCCAGUUGCAUCUGGUGCCUGUGCACACAGCCUCAUCAGCUUCAAAAGUGAAGCAGUUCUCUUCAGGCCCUGACCCUCAACGUCAUCCUUAAACCUAACAUAACUCUUGGCCUGCUGUACAGAGAGUUUGGUGUGGAAGGAGUAAACCCAGGUGGUGCCCAGUCCAGCUGAGCUGCUGGAAAACAGAAAGGGGGUGGACUAGGCCUUGGAGACCUGAGACAACAGGUCCAGAGCGUGGCUGCUUAGAGAUGACAGGCUUAGGAGCUCUGGUCGCACCUAAAGCAGGGAUGGAGGCACCUUGCCAGAUACUGCUUCUGUAGGAUAGAAGGGCGUGGGGUUGGCUCCUGAUCCCGGGAAGAGCCUGCAAAAUCCCAAAGGCUGGGAUAGGACAUGACCAAGCCACCGAGUCAGCACAGGAUCAGGACAUUUGUAAUCAUUUUAUUCAGGACUAAGACCAAGCGCUCCCCGGCACCUCCUGUAUUAACAGAGAAACCCCUGGUUUCCAGAGAGAAACUUUGACACCUGGCCUACAGCCCACUUGGCUGCCCCACCCAUGGACCUGGGGGGAUUAUGUCCCUGCUUCAGUCCCUGAUUCCUGCAGUGACCACGGACAGGCUGGAGCAGGCAGGGCAAAGAGAAUCACCCAGGGUGCCUAGGCCUAAGGCUAUUCCUAAUCAGGAAGAUAAUAAAAGCAGACAGACACACAGAUGUUGUUUGGAAAACAAAUAUCAAUGCAGAGAUAAAUUAAUCUCUGUUUCCGUGAACCUGUAAAGAAAAUGUCCAAAAUUAAAUAUCCCCCAAAUUGA